CUAGGAUAUUACUGUACACUAAUGUAGACUUUAUAAACACUGUCCCACAAGUCCUCCCCCUGCUUCCUUUCAACAGGGUCAGAAAUAGAACAUCGAAGCUGUCAAUGCUGCUCCAUGAACAGGGAUGUGGGCUGGAUUGAUUGGAAAUAUCAAGGAGAAACUGGCUGGAUGGCCCUUCUGAAUUUUUUCUUCCCUGAAGAAAAGUCAUACUCUGAAACAGAAAGUAGACGUGUUCGUCGCAAUAAAAGAAGCAAAACCAGUGAAGGAGUAGAUGGUCCAGUUAAAAACAAGAAAAAGGGAAAGAAGGCGGGACCUCCUGGGCCAAAUGGCCCCCCAGGACCUCCAGGACCUCCAGGACCCCAGGGACCCCCAGGGAUUCCAGGGAUUCCUGGAAUUCCAGGAACAACUGUUAUGGGACCACCUGGCCCUCCAGGUCCUCCUGGUCCUCAAGGACCCCCUGGCCUCCAGGGACCUUCUGGUGCUGCUGAUAAAGCUGGAACUCGAGAUAACCAGCCAGCCGUGGUGCAUCUGCAGGGCCAAGGCUCAGCAAUUCAAGUCAAGAAUGAUCUUUCAGGUGGAGUACUCAAUGACUGGUCUCGCAUCACUAUGAACCCCAAGGUGUUUAAGCUACAUCCCCGCAGUGGGGAGCUGGAGGUACUGGUGGACGGCACCUACUUCAUCUAUAGUCAGGUAGAAGUAUACUACAUCAACUUCACUGACUUUGCCAGCUAUGAGGUGGUGGUGGACGAGAAGCCCUUUCUGCAGUGUACCCGCAGCAUUGAGACAGGCAAGACCAACUACAACACUUGCUACACCGCGGGGGUCUGCCUCCUCAAAGCCCGGCAGAAGAUCGCUGUGAAGAUGGUGCAUGCUGACAUCUCUAUCAACAUGAGCAAGCACACCACCUUCUUUGGGGCCAUCAGGCUGGGCGAGGCCCCUGCAUCCUAGAUUCUUCCCACCACCACCACCCCCUGUUUUGCCCCUGCCUGUGCCCCUGCCCCAGGUCUGGGACCCUGGAACCCCAGAACCUCGAAGUGCUGCUGUGGAGUGGGGCAUAUGUGUGUUGCAGCUGCAGAGAGAAAGGCCCCACUGCUAUUUAUUCCCUAUUGACUCCAGGACAAGGCCUGCUUGCCUUUCCCAAAUG
Messenger RNA from Miniopterus natalensis, 1144 nucleotides. It is a transcript of the gene EDA, whose product is annotated as ectodysplasin A. Gene Ontology annotation, biological process: immune response; animal organ development. Gene Ontology annotation, molecular function: tumor necrosis factor receptor binding; death receptor agonist activity; death receptor binding. Gene Ontology annotation, cellular component: membrane. The record is from RefSeq and is a predicted model, not a curated record. NCBI's taxonomy places the organism in Eukaryota, Metazoa, Chordata, Mammalia, Chiroptera, Miniopteridae.